AUGACGGAGUCGGACAAGGUUGGGCCGCUCAGCACCCAGCAGUGCUGCAGCCUGCCGUCAAUCAUACGUGUCCUCUGCCUACCUCAAGCACCGGAACGCCGGAGCCUGUACGAGCUGGAUCUGUGGGUGUGCCCGCCCAACAACCGGCGCUCGUCGCGCCACUUCACGCCGGCCUUCUUUCGCGAGCACCCCGCAUGCACCCACCGCCUCAUCCCAUGGCUCAACCGGGAACUCGUGGCCCUCCUGGGUGGUGGCGAGGCGCAGAUCACCUUCACCACCGAGCUCGUGCUGGCGCUCAUUACGCGCUACGACGUCUGCAGCCUCGAGUUCGCCGAGCACGUGCGGCCCUUCUUCGGCACCCGGACGGCGCACUUCCUGCACGAGCUGUCCGCAUUCGUUUCGUCGCCGCUCGACAUGGUCGCCUACGACCGGGUCGCCGUGUACGACACCCGAGCCAAUGUUGUGGCACGUGGAACGCCCGCUGCGGAGUUCCUGCAGACGCCGGAGUCAUCGCCCGAAGAUACCUCUCCUGUGGCGCCCAUAACGCUCGGCGCACACUCGGACCCGAGUCAGCCGGGUCCCAGUGGCCUGCACCACAAUGCGACGGUCAAUUUGGUGGAGACGGAAUCGGACAACUCGGACUGCAUCGUAGUGAGCUCGGUCAUGCCUGCAGUGCCAACGCGGCCGAGGACACCAAUUUUCAUUGAGCUGUCUUCCUCGGAUGAAGGAGACGCAGAGCGCCGCACCGCCGCGCCGGCUGUGGCAGCGGUGUCGACCACGCCCUCGCAGAAGCCCACCCGGAGGUGCAAGCCCAUGGCUCGCAAGAAACGCUUGCUCCAGUUGUGGUCCAGCAAUUCGGACACGUCUACGGCAAGUGACACGGACUCCGACGACGGUGGGGUCGACAGGGCAGAGCAGCGCCUGCGGCGGAGAGUGGCGAUGAUGCGACGUAAACGGUCGAGGGUGCUGCCACCUCGAAAUGCCGCGGCAGCGCCGGCCAGAGCUGCGAGCGGUGCCCCCUCCUUACCUGCCCGACCUGCCACCGCCGCUGCUGCUGUUGGCGACCACCCUUGCACGUCUCUGUCGGGCCAUCAUACGCGGGAAAACGCGGUGCGAAGGAAUCGGACAAAAAAGCCUGUGCCAGCAACACGAGGGGUCAAUUCUUCCGACGACGAAUACUAA
Molecule: messenger RNA, 1182 nt
Organism: Dermacentor silvarum
Lineage: Eukaryota; Metazoa; Arthropoda; Arachnida; Ixodida; Ixodidae
Product: E3 ubiquitin-protein ligase Topors-like
Exons: 2
Coding region: 1-1182 (393 amino acids)
Biological process (GO): protein monoubiquitination; protein polyubiquitination
Molecular function (GO): ubiquitin protein ligase activity
Source: RefSeq, a predicted model, not a curated record